AUGACUGCAAUGUUUCUUAACAUUAUAGCACAUCAUGUUAAGAAUAGGAUAAUUAAAUUUGAUUUCGUCCGAUCUGGAGAAACAGUUAGCCGACAUUUCCAUGCUGUGUUGAAGUCAGUCAUUCUUUGCCACGGUGUUCUAUUGAAAAAACCAGAACCUGUACCCGAAAACUCAAUUGACUUUAGGUGGAAGUGGUUUAAGUGUUGUCUAGGAGCGUUGGAUGGCACACACAUCCGUAUAAAUGUGCCUAAAGUUGAUCGUCCAAGAUAUAGAUCAAGAAAGUCUGAAAUAACAACUAACAUACUCGGUGUUUAUGAUCAAGAUAUGCAAUUUACAUAUGUAUUAUCUGGUUGGGAAGGUUCAGCUCAUGAUGGUCGAGUUCUUAGGAAUGCCAUAACGAAGCCUAAUGGGUUGAGAGUUCCUAAUGGUUUCUACUAUUUAGUGGACGCUGGAUAUGCAAAUUGUCCUGGUUUUCUUGCUCCAUUUCGAGGGCAACGUUAUCACUUAAGUGUCUGGGCUGAUGGACAUCAACCACGCACACCUCAAGAAUUUUUCAAAUAUGAAACAUGCAAGUGCGAGAAAUGUGAUCGAGAGGGCAUUUGGGAGAUGGCAGAAGACCUCGCCGAAGAUGAAAUUGAUAAUUUGAACUUGGAGGAACAAGAAGAAGAUGAUAUGGAAAAUAUCACAGCUGUUGUACCAACUGAUGAAUAG
Molecule: messenger RNA, 711 nt
Organism: Dioscorea cayenensis subsp. rotundata (Guinea yam)
Lineage: Eukaryota; Viridiplantae; Streptophyta; Magnoliopsida; Dioscoreales; Dioscoreaceae
Exons: 4
Coding region: 1-711 (236 amino acids)
Source: RefSeq, a predicted model, not a curated record